Messenger RNA from Zingiber officinale, 1407 nucleotides. RefSeq names its product myb family transcription factor IPN2-like. NCBI's taxonomy places the organism in Eukaryota, Viridiplantae, Streptophyta, Magnoliopsida, Zingiberales, Zingiberaceae. Bases 186 to 1190 code for a protein of 334 amino acids. The transcript is spliced from 6 exons. Gene Ontology annotation, molecular function: DNA binding; DNA-binding transcription factor activity. The record is from RefSeq and is a predicted model, not a curated record.
UCAAAGUAGGGUUUCAAGCGUGUGGCUUUCCAAGUGUAUAUGUACCAUGCACCCAUCUCCUCAAAAUAUAGAACCCUAUUCCUUCAAUUCCCUCAUUUGUGCUCCCUUUUUGUUCUUGAAUCUCAACUCGAGCAAUUCUUUUGGUAUAGUAGAAGAGUAGAGAGAGAUCAAGAUUUAAAGAGAGAAUGUUCCAUGCUGCUUCUGAGAAUUUCACAAUGAAUAAUUCUCAAGAAAGGCAGAUGUGUGUCGUCCAAGCUGCGGAUUCCGGCCUAGUCCUCACCACUGACCCCAAACCUCGCCUUCGAUGGACCGGGGAACUCCAUGAGCGCUUUGUCGACGCUGUCAAUCAACUCGGAGGCCCUGAUAAGGCCACACCAAAAACCAUCAUGAGAGUCAUGGGUGUCAAGGGCCUCACUCUCUACCACCUCAAGAGCCACCUCCAGAAAUUUAGACUUGGCAAGCAACCUCACAGAGAUUUCAGUGCUCACACAAUUAAAGAUGAACUGCAAAGAAAUGCAGCCUCUUCAUCCAUGUUGAUGAGUCGAUCGAUAAAUGAGAGUUUGAUGGCACAAGCUAUAAGGAUGCAAAUCGAAAGGAGAUGCCAUGAGCAAUUAGAGAUUCAAAAACACUUGCAACUGAGGAUCGAGGCAGAAGCCAAGUACAUGGAAAGCAUGUUGGAGAGAGCAUAUCAAACACUCUUGAAAGAUAGUAUUGGAGAUCACCAUCAAGGUCUUGCCCAAAACCUUGUUGCCCAAAAGAAUUUGGAUCCUUCGAAUAAUCGAUUUCUUUCCCUUGACACACAACUACAAAGACCUCCAUACGUUGGAGAAGAACAAUUGCAACUAAGCAUGCAAGUGCUACAACAGAAGCAGACAACCACACCACUUGAGGAAUUUUUGCUAAACGAUGACAAUGCAUAUAAUGAAAACCCUACUAAUGUCGGGUGGACAAAUGCUUAUGAGCUGGAGGUGCAAAAAAUGGAAUCAUUUGUGGCAAUGUUGGAUCAAGAGGAAACCUUGUCGAAUAGCAACGAUCAACUAGAGAUGAUUGUUCCAACCCCCACGGAUGGGAUCAAUGGCGCCGCGGGGAGCAUCGAAGAGAAGAAGUAUGAAGCACUCGAGAAGUUCAAUAGCUCAAUUGCAAUAUCUCAAAUGACAAGAGGCCAAGCAAGAAACAUGUCUUAUGGAUGAAGUGCAUAAUUCUACAAGUUAAGAAGAUGAGCUAUAUAUUAAAGAUUGGAUAUCAUCGAAUACAUUCUUGAUUAAAAAUCAAACAAUGUUUUCAUGGAGAUUGUACUGAUCGAGUGUCUCGAGAGUAACAUCAAAGACCCUCUUAUUGAGAUACUUCUAGACAUUGUAGUUUGAUUAUGUGUUUAAUUAAAAGUAGUUAAUUAAGCUUAAUUUCUUA